AUGACAAGCUAGUCCAAUAAUCAAUUUUCAUUCCAGCAGCUUAUGUUUUACAAAAUAAAUUAAGAUAUUUUUACGAAUCUAGGCAGUGUUGUUAAUAAUAAGGAAAUGUAUCCGCCUGAUUUUUCACAAUGGUGUUCUUGAAUUAUAAAAAUGAAUUUUUUAAAUACUAGUUCAGUUAAAUGCAAAAGUGCACAAUUUGUUAAUUAAUUUAUAAAUAUAGAAACUAAAGAUGGAUUGGAUUAUUUCUGAUGAGUUGGGGUUGACCGUCGGGCACGUAGUAGGAUGGGGAGCUGCUGGAGCCAUGAUAAUCGGUGGCGUAGCACCAUACAUUCCACAGUAUCGUCAAAUCAAAAGGACACAGGAUGCUGAAGGGUUUUCACUUUAUGUUUGCUUAACUCUUCUAAUAGCUAACACACUUCGUAUAUUAUUCUGGUUUGGCAAACGUUAUGAGUUGCCGCUCCUGAUUCAAAGUAUUGUCAUGAACAUAACUAUGUUUGUAAUGAUCCACCUCUGUGUCAAUGUUCGCAAAAAGAACCAAAUCAUAAGAGCAAGGGAGCGAAUAUUUACAGGUGCAAUGUUCAUGUUAUAUAUCCUAUUGUGUUGUGUGAACGGCUCAGACCAGCCAGAUGAAACGGCACGCUGGCUGGAGCAACACAGUGGAGCACCCAGUGGCGAAAAGCCCCAUCGGUUUUAUGAUAUGGAAACGAAAUAUUUCUGGGCAUGGACAGAUUUCCAAAGCUACGUGGACUGUAUGCUCGUGUUUUCCGUGAUCGGGGCCGCCGCCACGUACCUGCUGAUCGAGUUCGGGCCCUUCGUAGAGCUUAUUGGGUUCAUGGCCGUGUUCACGGAGGCCAUGCUUGGGGCGCCGCAGAUUGCCAAGAACCAUCAGAACAAGAGUACUGAAGGGAUGAGCUUGAGUAUGGUGAUAAUGUGGACCUGCGGCGACGUAUUCAAGACUGCUUAUUUCGUAAUGAGGGAGGCGCCCACGCAGUUCUGGGUGUGCGGUUCGCUGCAAGUUGCGUUAGACGUCGUCAUACUCUUCCAAGUGUGGCUGUACCGGCGCGACACGGCGGCGGCGCGGCGGGCGCGGCGCGGCGACUAGCAGUGGACCGAGAGCGACUUAUAGCACCACCGCCGCCGCGCCCGCGCGACCGCACGCCACCGCCUCCUAGCCAGAGUGUUAUGAUAACUACACAGAGUACACUUUUUUAAUACUUGUGUUUUAUUGUGGCGUGACGCAUCGAAAAGGGGGAAAGUAGUGAAUUUGGAAGAUAAACAGCUGAGAAUGAGAUAUGCUGUCAACGGUGCUGGAACGAAUGUUAUUGUAAGUAAAUACAACGUCUUUUAUACCUAUUCUAAAGUCAGUUAGGUAAUAUGUUAACAAUAUGUUGUUGAGAAAAUGGUUUUAACUUCACAAACCUGAAAUUAAUCACGUAUUCGCACUUUGUGGUGACUCCAGGCUGUGCUUUGUAUACUUAUAUUGAACAAUUCCAAGAAACGUCAUGGAAUAGAACAUACGCCGACGAUGUUUGCGACAGAUCACGCUUGAUCUUGCAAUACAGCGUCGUGUCGUGUACCUAUAGUAUAAAUCGUCGGGUGACAAGCAGAAGUCACUAACUAACACCAUUGAAAUUAUUGGACAAUAAACCGUGUUACAAGUUUAAUAAAGUCCAUUGUUACUUUAAUUUUUUGAUAGUACUUAGUGACUUUUGCUUGUCACCCGACGAAAUACUGUCUCCGCGUUUACACAGACAUGCGAGCGGCGAGCCGAAUGAUGGGGUGAAUAGAGAUUAUGGAGAGUAAGUCCGCUGUUCCCUCUUCUUUUAUACACUAGCGUUUGCUAAAGUAGGUAUUUAGCUACUUACGCCUUGUCGAACGAGUGUGUAAACGCAGACUUAUGUCAAAUAAUAACAAAAUGUGCCAAUAUUUUAUUUUUGGAACGAAGUUCCUUAUAGAACUGUUGGCGGAUGGGGGCUAGAGGAAAAAAGCGUAAGAUUUUGUCGUCACAAGCCAUAUGCGAUAUUCGUAAGUGUUAUUUUUCCGUCACUAUUGCGAUAUAUGUAAUGAGACUUAUGAGAAGGAAAAUGAUCAUGACGGACACGGACACGAUAAACCAAAUAACAUAACAUAACAUAACAUGAGCACACAGACCAACCCCUGGUGUGUUGUGCGGUGUUCUGUGCAUGAGCAUGAACACGUCACCAUCAGCCUUUCUUAACUUCGUUCGAACCGAGUGUUCCACAACACUUACCAUUUUUUAUCACAAUUGACUUCACAAUUUUCGAAAUUAACGAUUUGCAUGUUGAAGGUGCUAUAGGCUUGUGCCUCCUCAGUGAUGUGAUCAAUGAGGAUAUGAUAGAAACUGAAUGAAGUUAACUAAAAUCUCAAAGUAGAAGGCGCUUUUGGUUAAUGUUUAUUUGACUGAUCAGAUGAUAUUUGACGACGUGCGCAAAUACCAGAGGGCCUACCGCGAACCACUUUCGAGGUGCUGCCUCCCUGUCACACUUACGUACGAAUUUACACGCGCGACAGAGAGGUAACAACGUGGUUCGCGGUAGGCCCUCUGGGUUCGAAUAAAUCACAUCGUAAAUUUGUACCACUUAGCGUCUUUAAUGGCCCCGUUCUCAAAAAAGCGGCAGAAUAGACAGAAUCAGUCGAAGCUAACUUUGCACCUACUGUAACAGAGCAAAGUGAGGGAAUGUCAUUAUUAACGACAUAAUUUCAUAGAAAGUUGACAAUGUCGACAUUAAUGAUGACGAACCACGCUUUGCCAUUGAAAAUGCCAUGCAAAGUUAGCUUGGUCCAUUUAUAAACCAUUUACCAACCAGUCAUCCAGUCAAUGUAAACAUUUUCCCUUCAGCGCCCUCUGUAAUGACCAAUGGGCAGUUUUUACUAUAGAUGUCAGUGGUAGAGGGGUACAAAAGGUGGAAAAGAGAGGGAGAAUACAGUGGUAGGAGACCAAAUUAGAAAAUUGUGUGUUGUUUUGCUUCCGUUAUUUCAAGGGUGCAAUCUACUUACUAGUCGUACGUUCCUUUAGGCCGCUUUUCUACCAAGCUAAGCUACUUUUACAUAAGUACAAGUGACCUAUAGGUUCGAAACUUAGCUAGAUCGAUUUGUAUAAAGACGUAGCGCAGCUUAGCUCUGGUGGAAAACGAACCUUAUUUUCAAGGACGAAAUUGUAUGCUUGCUAUUAGCUAUUAUACGUAAUUACGUAACUAAGUAUGUUUAUUUGUACAGAAAGAAAACGGUAGUGAUGUGUUAAUUAGAUAGAAAUUAGUUUGAAUUUAGGGUGCAUAGGGGUAAAUGCGAAGGCGGGGUAAUUCCGAAACUGGCAAAUAUCUACUAAACUAGAAACAAUUCAUACUUUAGCAACACUUACGUCGCUGCAACACUCACACGGCAUUUUGCGUACUGUUGCUACAGUAGAAAGUGUUUCUAGUUUAGUAGAUAUUUGCCAGUUUCGGAUUCGCAUUUACCCCAAUGCACUUAUAAAUAUAAUUUAUUGCAGCGUUGCGUGGUUUUCCAUCUGCACACCGCAAUAUAAUUAGGGAAUGCAAAUCGGUUAUUUUCCGAUAACCGAUUAUUUCCAUACAAAAAAUAACCGAUUUACAUUCCCUAAAUAUAAUUGUAAAUUAUACUUUGUAUCUGUAUAAAAUCAACUAAAAAAGCUGUGUUAUAAUUUUACUAAAGCAUUUAUUUAAGCCCGUCAAAUCAGUCACAUGGUUUUGCUGUCUGAUAUAAAUAAUUAUAAUUUAUCUACCAGUGCGUAGUACAUAAGUAUUAUUUGUGAUAUGUAACAAUACGCGCAUAGGUAAGCAAUCACCUGUAGUGUACAAAUUGACUCAUGUUCAAAAGUAUUUUUAUUCGAGUAAUAUUCGGAGGACAUUUUAUUACAAUGUGUUCCAGAUUUAUAAUAUGUACCUGGCUAGAACCUAUUAUGUAAAGCUGCGAGUUACAAUGUGUUCCAGAUUUAUAAUAUGUACCUAGCCAGAACCUAUUAUGUAAAGCUGCGAGUUACAAUGUGUUCCAGAUUUAUAAUAUGUACCUAGCUAGAACCUAUUAUGUAAAGCUGCGAGUUACAAUGUGUUCCAGAUUUAUAAUAUGUACCUAGCUAGAACCUAUUAUCUAAAGCUGCGAGUUACAAUGUGUUCCAGAUUUAUAAUAUGUACCUAGCCAGAACCUAUUAUGUAAAGCUGCGAGUUACAAUAGGGUUGGACCGUCGAUGUAUUUCACAGAUGGCGCCAUAGGUUUUACCCAUUAAUCUUGGUUUUGUUUUUUGCUUUUUUAUAUUUUGAGUGCUAGCUCUUUAAGUCAAAUACUAUAGAACAAAACUAGAGACAGGUAAAGCCUAUGCUGGCACCUGAUAUAAAAUAUAAAAACCAUAGACAGUCGCCAGCCCCAUUUCGACCAAUAAAAAAAAAUCCAUUUCCAUUUGACCACUGUUGCCAGUUCAGAAUUCUCGUUUUUCUGUCAGCUUAGAUUUUUUUUUACUUGUAGCUAUAUUAAUAGGACCCACAGGUACGAGUAUAAGUAGGUAACAACAAUUUGGACGUUGCGUAGGUCGUUCAUUACUUUCUUUAACUUGAAGUCAUUAAGGAUAAGAUUUUCCGCGUGUCAGAUAUUUGUCUCAAACUAAUACAUAGAAUUGAAUCAAAAUCCACCCUUGGUUAAAAAAUGCUCGGAUUGACCACUACGAAGUAAUUUCAUGAAACCACGAUUGAUUCUAGGAAUUGACUGGACACUUUAUAAUAUAUUUGUGGUUUAAUUAGUUAGCUGUGCGAUGUGCGUGUUACAGUAGAAAAGUACAAUUAUGUAUUUCCUUUGUGAAAGCUUCCAAAUAAUGUUCUAAGUCCAAUUUUAAGUAUCCCAUUUUAAUUAGUGACAUAAGUAGGCUUCUUUUCAAAGUCUUCCUGAAAGACCUCAUGUAUUAUUUGCAGCUAAGUAUAUUACACUGUACCUACAAGUUUGUUUUAGCAUUCCGUGCUUAAUAUCUUAACUAUUGAAGGUUUUUGAUGUAUUCGGUUAGUCCCGAAAAGUUCAGAAUUCGAAAAUGGAUUAUGACUGUGAUGGAAUUAUGAAUUAUUUUCGGAAUUACCCACAUUCACCUUACCUGCCUAGUCUAAUACGGUUUUGUACAAUACGAGGUAAUGUUUCCGAAAUGACUACCAAUGGAACAGAAAACAACAUGAGAUAUAUUAUUAAUAACAUAGUAUGUAAAGAUACAUAUCAUAUUUAUAUGUAGUAUCAUAAGUGUCAAUUAAGGGAUUAAUUGUAUAGCGACGUAAUCGUAUGUUGUGAUUUUUAUGAGUUAUCAUUUCUUAUAUGCAAUAAAACUAUAUGAUUUGUUAAA
This is a messenger RNA of Cydia fagiglandana, 5350 nucleotides long. Its product is annotated as solute carrier family 66 member 2. Gene Ontology annotation, biological process: phospholipid translocation; retrograde transport, endosome to Golgi. The record is from RefSeq and is a predicted model, not a curated record. Bases 230 to 1102 code for a protein of 290 amino acids. The transcript has 6 exons. Gene Ontology annotation, cellular component: trans-Golgi network; endosome. Lineage: Eukaryota; Metazoa; Arthropoda; Insecta; Lepidoptera; Tortricidae.